UCCAGAAGAACAGCUGUCGAACCUCACCGUCACCAACAUCGGGGAGACCUCCCUCACCGGCACCGACACCGGGGAGACCUCCCUCACCGUCAUCGAUACCGGGGAGACCUCCCUCACAGUCACCGACACCGGGGAGACCUCCCUCACCGCCACCGAUACCGGAGAGACCUCCCUCACCGUCAUCGAUACCGGGCAGACCUCCCUCACAGUCACCGAUACCGGGGAGACCUCCCUCACCGUCACCGAUACCGGGGAGACCUCCCUCACCGUCAUCGACACCGGGGAGACCUCCCUCACCAUCACCGAUACCGGGGAGACCUCCCUCACUGUCACCGACACCGGGGAGACCUCCCUCACCAUCACCGAUACCGGGGAGACCUCCCUCACCGUCAUCGAUACCGGGGAGACCUCCCUCACCGUCACCGAUACCGGGGAGACCUCCCUCACUGUCACCGACACCGGGGAGACCUCCCUCACCGGCACCAACACCGGGGAGACCACCCUCACUAUGUUAUACGGGAAUACAGGAGUGUGGGAAUAUGGGGAACCGGGAUUAAGGAAUAUUCCAGAAGAACAGCUGUCGAACCUCACCGGCACCAACACCGGAGCGACCUCCCUCACCGUCACCAACACCGGGGAGACCUCCCUCACCGUCACCGACACCGGGGAGACCUCCCUCACUGUCACCAACACCGGGGUGACCUCCCUCACCGUCACCAACACCGGGGAGACCUCCCUCACCGCCACCGACACCGGGGAGACCUCCCUCACCGUCACCGAUACCGGGGAGACCUCCCUCACCGUCACCGACACCGGGGAGACCUCCCUCACCGUCACCAACAUCGGGGAGACCUCCCUCACCGCCACCGACACCGGGGAGACCUCCCUCACCGUCACCGAUACCGGGGAGACCUCCCUCACCACCUCCCUCACCGUCACUGAUACCGGGGAGACCUCCCUCACCGUCACCGAUAUCGGGGAGACCUCCCUCACCGUCACCGACACCGGGGAGACCUCCCUCACCGUCACCGAUAUCGGGGAGACCUCCCUCACUGUCACCGAUACCGGGGAGACCUCCCUCACCGUCACCGAUAUCGGGGAGACCUCCCUCACUCUCAUCGAUACCGGGGAGACCUCCCUCACCUUCACCGAUAUCGGAGAGACCUCCCUCACCGUCACCGACACCGGGGAGACCUCCCUCACCGUCCCCGAUACCGGGGAGACCUCCCUCACUGUCACCGAUGCCGGGGAGACCUCCCUCACCGUCACCGAUACCGGGGAGACCUCCUUCACCGUCACCGAUAUCGGGGAGACCUCCCUCACCGUCACCGACACCGGGGAAACACCCCUCUCCAUCACCGAUACCGGGGAGACCUCCCUUACUGUCACCGAUACCGGGGAGACCUCCCUCACCUUCACCGAUAUCGGAGCGACCUCCCUCACCGUCACCGACACCGGGGAGACCUCCCUCACCUUCACCGAUAUCGGAGCGACCUCCCUCACCGUCACUGAUAUCGGAGAGACCUCCGUCACUGUCACCGAUACCGGGGAUACCUCCAUCACUGUCACCGAUACCGUGGAGACCUCCCUCACUGUCACCAACACCGGGGAGACCUCCCUCACCGUCACCGAUGCCGGAGCGACCUCCCUCACCGUCACCGACACCGGGGAAACACCCCUCUCCAUCACCGAUACCGGGGAGACCUCCCUUACUGUCACCGAUACCGGGGAGACCUCCCUCACUGUCACCAACACCGGGGUGACCUCCCUCACCUUCACCGAUAUCGGAGUGACCUCCCUCACCGUCACCGACACCGGGGAGACCUCCCUCACUGUCACCAACACCGGGGUGACCUCCCUCACCUUCACCGAUAUCGGAGUGACCUCCCUCACCGUCACCGACACCGGGGAGACCUCCCUCACUGUCACCGAUACCGGGGAGACCUCCAUCACUGUCACCGAUACCGUGGAGACCUUCCUCACUGUCACCAACACCGGGGAGACCUCCCUCACCGUCACCGAUGCCGGGGAGACCUCCCUCACCGUCACCGAUACCGGGGAGACCUCCCUCACCGUCACCAAUACCGGGGAGACCUCCCUCACU
Chiloscyllium plagiosum (whitespotted bambooshark) is the source of this 2104-nucleotide messenger RNA. The record is from RefSeq and is a predicted model, not a curated record. Lineage: Eukaryota; Metazoa; Chordata; Chondrichthyes; Orectolobiformes; Hemiscylliidae.